AUGAGUGUAGACUGAGCAGGAAUUGCCUCUUCCCCUUCUCCUUCGUCCUCCUCGUCCAGGUGCAGUGAGAGCAUCCAGUAUCUUCCCCAUCUUGAGUGUGGGUCUGCUGUUCUUCGGAGGUCUCUGUGUGGCAGCCAGUGAGUUCUACAAGAGCAAACUCAACGUCAUCUUGAGUGCAGGGAUUUUUUUUGUAUCGGCAGGUGAGUCCCAAGUCACUUCUCCACUGUCUAUGCUACCUGGCAUAAGAUUAAAGCUCUGACCUUUGCUGCCAAGGCUGACUCCCAGCAAUGGGGUGCCAACCAGAUUUGAAUACCAUCCUCCCAGAAGGAAACACUUUUGCUCUCCACCCUUCUGGCUCCAUAUGGUCUCUUCCAACUUUGCAUGCCUAUGAAUGGGAUAUCUGGGUAUCUGUCCCAAAAGAGCCAUAGAGCAGAACAUCUGCCCUGAAAGCAGAGGGUUCCAGAUUCAUCCCCCGACAUCUCAAGAUUUGGAUAUGGGAUGCAGUGAUUCUGUGUGUAGAUUGAGCCCUCCUCCUCCUUGCCCAUUAACCCUUGCCAAGAACUGCUGCUUAGUUGAGGAAGGGCCAAAGCUUAGUAGGCACAGCCCCUGCUUGGCAUGCAGAAGGUCCCAGGUCCGGUUCUCUGCAUCUCCAGGUAGGCCUGGAAUGUCCCCUACCUGACACCCCGGAGAGCUGCUGCCCAUCAAUGUCGGCAAUGCUGAGCUGGAAGUGUCAAAGGUCUGACUCAGUAUAAGGCAACUUCUUAUGUCUCUGAGCUGCUGCAGCAGCAACAGCAGCUUCAAAGGGAUUUGGAGCCCCAGAAUCCCUCUCAGAGCAGUUUCUGUGUACUUUGAUGUAUUUUACAAAACUCAGAAUUGGCGCUCAACAGCAGCAUCUUAAUUCUGAAGUUAAAGGUUGAGCUGAUAAGCCCUGUGUGAUGUCUUAGCUAAGCUGGCUCUCUCUCUCUCUCUCUCUCUCUCUCUCUCUGUGUGUGUGUGUGUGUGUGUGUGUUGGAAGAUGCUGUGCUUUUCUGAGGAUGCUCUGCAUUUUCUGGAAAGCUAAGCCAACCUUUGUUUCUUGGCAGGAUGCAAUUGCCUUUAGGGAAACAGCCAGAGGAGUAAAUAAGAUAAUUCAGGGCAGCACAGUAAAAGGGUAACCACUGAAUAACAGAAAUGUCUUGGGACCAAGGUAGCUAAAGGACUCCCUCCAGCCAUACAAUCCUGCCCAGAUAUUUAAGGCCAGGUUCUGAGGUCCCGCUUGUACGGCCACCAGGAAAAUAAAUUAAAUUGGUAGUACAAGCACUCUCUGUGUGGUGGCUCCACAGUUCUGGAACUGCCAGCUGUAUGGAUUCUGUUCAGGCUUGCAAGCAAGCUUUCAAAAUGCACCUGUUCCAGGCUGCCUUUUCUUGACAGUCUCAUGCUGAUGCCUUUCUGUGCCACCUUAAAUGAUCAAGUUCUUGCAAACGCAGAAUAGGUAUGUUGUGGUACCUGUAGUGCUGCAAAUUCCACCGAUCAAAGUAGUCAGCUUUGGGGGGCCACAGCCAGCUUGGUUCCAUAGACUCAUCCUAGUGCCCCGUACCUUACUAUACCCUCCAACACCUUGAGUUCCCAAACCGGGGUCCAUGUGCUCCCUCCCAUGCUCCCAAGUCAGUCAUGUGACCAGCGCAAGAUCACUGAGCCCAGAAAACAUGCUUUUUUCGGGGCCAAGCUCACAAGGCACCCAAAAAUGCACCAUGAGAUUGCAGCCCUGGGGGAAAAAACUUUGGGGGAUUGCUUUUUUCUAGGCGAGGUCUCGGUAUGUUAUCACUUGAGAUCACAGCACCCCAAAUGGCCGCUGUGCUCUCACACAAGAAAAUGGGAUGUCCCAUUUUUCUGGGAUACUUGGGUAAACCCUGCCCUGCCCUAUAACAGGCCUGUACAGAGCUUAUCUGAGAUCCAAGGUGGGAGUCUUGUUAGAACAAAGUUAUAAACACAAACAAAAAAACAGGCAGCCUCUGGCAGGGUAGCCCAGCCAGCUUAGCCCUCUGAGGCCCAGGGCAAGUGUACCCAGCUGCCCCAGCCCCUGCACAGGCCUGCCCUAUAAAAAGCAUUAUUCAGAAGAGUGCUUUCCAUUGCAAGGAGGUCAAACAUGAGACCAAUCCAGUUGCAGGGAGUUCCAAAGGUGGAAUGGGUACUACAGGGGUAUAGUAGGCGUAUACAUCCAUGACCCACUAAGGAAGAUAGUCACACAAUAAAAUUUGAAACAGUAACAAUUAAUUGCACAUUUAUUCAAAAUCCAAUUAAAACUAUGUGGUUUAAUUAAUUCAAUGAAGUUGAUGAACAUGAUCCCGUGAUACCAGCUUUUCAAAGGCUGAUAGUCAUUUACACUUCUGGUGCCCCCUACCUCCCCCCCCCUUUGGCUCUUAGCAACCCCUCCCCAAGAAUCCUAGAGACCCCCAGGAGGCAGUACCGCCCACUUUGGGAAACACUGGUUUGGAAGAACCUGCUGAAACCAGGCCUCUCCCAUUCCCAGGAGGCAGCUAUGCCUUUGCACUGCCCUGGCCAGUUCAACACCUGGAGAGGAGCAGCCAUCUGGAGAGGAAUGCGAGCGAGUGGCAAAUGGCUUCCUUCCUGACUGCUGUUGUGGGCUAUUUCGUGACAGUAUCUUUGUCUCCAGGAAAUCUUUUGUCUUGGGCUCCCUCCGCAAACGCUCCACCCUAAAAAAAAGACAGAGAGCAUUGUUCUCACUUCUUCAGCCGAGAGGAGUAGAGAAGCAAAGCAGCAAACAAAACGCUCUUGACUCAUUAACGCAACACAAAGCUCCUCUGUGGCAAGGAAGCAAGGGGGGGCACCCCAUGCAUGUUAGCUGAAAGGGUGCCCCCCCUUCAGUUUCACACAGAGCCCAGAAAAUGCCCCUGGGGUGCUGGCGGGUGCUGGUGUCAGGCAGGAAUGCUGGAAGUUCUCUGAUACUGAGUCAACCUGAUGGUGCAUCUAGCUCAGUGUUGUUGCAUUGGGUCUCCAUCAGCUGUCAAGCAGUGGACACUCCCAGUCCUACCUGGAGAUGUGGGGGAUGAACCUGGAACCCUCUGCUUCCAGGGCAGAUGUUCUGCUCUAUGGCCCUUUUGGGACAGAUACCCAGAUAUCCCAUUCAUAGGCAUGCAAAGUUGGAAAAGGCCAUAUGGAGGCAGAAGGGUGGAGAGCAAACGUGUUUCCUUCCAGGAGUUGAAAUGAAAAUAGCAUGACUUCCCCAAAUAUGUUGGUGUUUGUGUGCCACCAGUUCAUCCCUUGCAUACUGCAGAGUCCCAUUCAUCUCCUCUGACUGGAUGAGCAAAGUGUCAGGAACUGGCUGUAUGGGGAAGAGUGGCAGAAGCCACCUGACCAGAGCCCCCGGGGGAAAGCACAGAGGGAGAGGGUUUGGAUCCUGGCUCCUGGUGGUGGGAAAUCAGCCACACCCCAGAGGAGGGAGAAAGCUGGGAAGUGCUGGAGGCUGGGAGCUUGGAGGAGGAUGAAGAGGAGGAAACAGGCAGGUGCCCCAGCCCACAGGAAUCAGACUUGACAGCUCCACCAGAGCCACCCUGACAAUUUCUCUGCUGACAGCCUGCAAGCCUCUUCCCUUCCACUCCUAGAACAAGGCAUCUACUGCAUGUCACAGAGCAGAGAGCCAGGCAAAAACAGAGAGCGUUCUUUGGGUUAGAGAGUGAAGGCAGGGAGUUACAAUCCAGUCCAGGCAACUGCUUCAUCUAGACAGGAACAACCCUUAGAAGCCCCUGUGUGUUCUCUGCUCUGCUUCUUUAAUAACGAAACUAACUGUAACAGGAUAGUACGCACCCCGGAAAUUAUCUCUUUCAGCUUCUGCCUUCUGGAAGAAGGUAUAGGGUUAUAAAGACCAGGACUAGCCGCCUGAGAAACAGUUUCUACUCAAAUUCAAUUCUGGUUCUAAACGCAGCAUAAGGAGUCUCUAUAGUAUAUUAUAUUUUAAAACGGGGUUUCAGAGUUUUUAGGGGGGGGUUGAAUGUUUUAUGUAGUUUUUCAGUUUCAUUGUUCUGUAUGGGACAAUGACAAUAAAGAUAUCGUAUAUCGUAUAUCAUAUAGCGUAUAGCGUAUAGCGUAUAUUGUAUAUCGCAUAUCAUAAGUUAACCAGCAUGUCACUGUCUUUCUCUGUGUUGCAAAUGACCUGUUCUCCCUGUUGGCUCCCGGACACAAAGUUACUUUAGUCCUCCUCUGAUUCUUCCCUUCAGGGCUAAGCAACAUCAUCGGGAUUAUCGUUUACAUCUCUGCCAACGCCGGGGACCCUGGGCAGAGCGACUCCAAGAAGAGUUACUCCUACGGCUGGUCCUUCUACUUCGGGGCCUUAUCCUUCAUCAUUGCUGAGAUGGUGGGGGUGAUUGCCGUCCACAUGUACAUCGAGAAGCACCGCCAGAUCCGAGCCAAAACCCAUUCCGUGGCGCUGCUGAAGAAGUCCACCUUUGCCCGCUUGCCUACCUACCGGUACCGGUUCCGAAGGAGAUCCAGCUCCCGCUCCACGGAGCCCAGGUCCAGGGACCUGUCCCCCAUCGGCAAAGGCUUCAACACCAUCCCGUCCACCGACAUCUCCAUGUUCACCCUCUCCAGGGAUCCUUCCAAGCUGACUAUUGGGACACUGCUCAACUCAGAGAGAGAUCACGGGUUUUUACAGAUUCACAACUCCCUCCCCAAAGAGUUCAAGGAGUCCUUACACAACAAUCCAGGCAACAGACGAACCACGCCAGUCUGA
This is a messenger RNA of Podarcis lilfordi (Lilford's wall lizard), 4729 nucleotides long. NCBI's taxonomy places the organism in Eukaryota, Metazoa, Chordata, Lepidosauria, Squamata, Lacertidae. The record is from the annotation of a GenBank genome assembly.